AAUCCGCUUCCGCCGCCAGGACCGGAAGUAGUAAGCCGAGCCCUCACUGCGCCUCUCUGUCGGCGCAGCUGGAAGAUGAAGCACAACUCGAACGUCCCAGGUUUCCUCACGAAGCUGUGGACGCUGGUGGAGGACGCGGACACCAAUGAGUUCAUCUGCUGGAGUCAGGAGGGCAACAGCUUCCUGGUGUUGGACGAGCAGCGCUUUGCCAAGGAGAUCCUCCCCAAGCUCUUCAAGCACAACAACAUGGCCAGUUUCAUCAGGCAGCUCAACAUGUAUGGAUUCCGUAAAGUACUGCACAUGGACACAGGCAUAGUGAAGCAGGAGAGAGACGGUCCAGUGGAGUUCCAGCACCCCGACUUCAGACAUGGACAGGAUGACCUGCUGGAGAACAUCAAGAGGAAGGUUUCUAAUGCUCGGCCAGAGGACAACAAGAUUCGACAGGAAGACCUGACCAAGAUCUUGGCGAGUGUGCACAGUGUUCACAGCAAACAGGAGAACAUCGAUGCCAGGCUGGCAACACUCAAGAGGGAGAAUGAAGCUCUGUGGAGGGAGAUCUCCGAUCUGAGACAGAAACAUGCUCAUCAGCAACAGCUCAUCAAAAAGCUGAUACAGUUCAUCGUCACACUGGUACAGAACAACCGCAUCCUGAAUUUAAAACGCAAAAGGCCACUUCUGAUGAACAGCAGUGGAAAGAAGCCCAAAUACAUUCAUCCGAUCUAUGAUGACAAAGUGUGUGUGGAACAGUCAUCUGUCAACAGUGUGAAGGGCUCUGAGGUUUCAGAUGAUGUCAUCAUCUGUGACUUGACUGAGAAUGAUCCUGAGGUCACAGAGGGGUCACCUAGGGCCCAUGAGAUGGGUGAUGCCGAGGUUGUGGAGGUGGAGCUCGCCAGUUGUGCGGUGCUGCAGGCUGAGACGGAGUCGAGCACAUCCUGCACAGACGGCAAACUGACGGAGGCUAGUGUGGCAGCAGACGGCAGCUCCCUGCAGCUCAAUAAACCCUCAGGCCUGAGUCUGGAGGACCCUAUGAAGAUGAUGGACUCCAUUCUGAACGAGAACGGAGUGAUUUCACAGAACAUCAACCUACUUGGCAAGGUGGAGCUGAUGGACUAUCUCGACAGUAUUGACUGCAGUCUGGAGGAUUUCCAGGCCAUGCUUUAUGGAAAACAGUUUGGCAUGGAUUUUGAUGCCAUAGAGGAGAGUGUGUCCUACAAAGAGAACAGUGCACAGCUGAACAGAGGCAGGACGGGAGAAGACAACACAGAUAAGCAGUUGGUCCAAUACGCCUCCUGCCCCCUGCUGGCCUUCUUCGAUGGCUGCACCCCUCCGUCAGAGCUGGACCCAGGCACCAGCAGCAGCAGCAGCACCAGCAGCUCCUCCCAGCCCUCCUCCAGCUCCAGCCAUCUGCCCUCAGAGCUGCUGGACACCAGCCUGGAGUCGAGACCGCCGAUCCGCAGCUCCUUGAUCCGCCUGGAGCCUCUGACGGAGGCGGAGGCGAGCGAGGAGACGCUCUUCUACCUGUGUGAACUGAGUCCUGCUGGACUGGAGGCAGACUCCGCCCAGCACUGUUAGUUCACUGGUGUGUGUGUGUGUGUGUGUGUGUGUGUGUGUGUGUGUGUGUGUGUGUGUGUGUGUCUGUGUGUGUCUGUGUGUGUGUGUGUGUUGAGAAGCAGUAACACAAGAUGCAGUUUGUCCCAUGUAAGACUUCUGCAUUGAGUUUCGUCAAAUACAAUAAUAGUUAUUAGUUCAUAAACCUCUACAGAUCUCUGUAGGAACUCUCCUUCUGUGUCAGCAAUAUUCCAGCUAAUUAUUUUUUCUGUACUUCCAUAGUCAACACUGUAGUUGUCUUCAUCCCCUUCAUUAAAUUCAACCAAGCUGCACACUCCUAGAUGUCAAUCCCCUGAGUACCUGAUAUUUUUCUUGUAGAGUGGAAUCUGUCCUGUCUGACAAUGUUGAAGAAAAGUUACUAGUUAUUCUGUGUAAUCCUGCUGACAACAGACAGCGAGGUGUCACUGCCACUUGUAGAAUCAGAGUGGUGUUGUUCUGUCCCUGGAUCCUCUCUCCAUUCAUCUACUGUACACUGUGGGAACAAACAUGCAACUAAAGUUUGAUCUGUCUGAAAAA
This is a messenger RNA of Scophthalmus maximus (turbot), 2124 nucleotides long. RefSeq names its product heat shock transcription factor 2 (gene hsf2). The transcript is spliced from 12 exons. The coding region runs from base 76 to 1572 and encodes 498 amino acids. Gene Ontology annotation, biological process: regulation of DNA-templated transcription. Gene Ontology annotation, molecular function: DNA-binding transcription factor activity; sequence-specific DNA binding. The record is from RefSeq and is a predicted model, not a curated record. NCBI's taxonomy places the organism in Eukaryota, Metazoa, Chordata, Actinopteri, Pleuronectiformes, Scophthalmidae.